GAAGUUUAGUGUCUGCUUGAACAGCUGUCUGGAUUUAAUAAAUGGGUCAAAAGAAGAUGUGCAGUGCUGUUCCUAAUAUUCAAAUACCUUUCUACUGAAGUUGAGGGUGACCACAACAGAACAGAAUACCUACUUCCUCUUUGCCUGAUGCUUCAUUUUUCUGUAUUGGCACUCUGAGGAUACCAAAACUGUUCUCACCAAUUCUUUUCUCAUCAGAAGAAGCACAUCACCAAAAUGACUGAGGUAGAAAACUACACAGACUAUCCAAACGAUCCAUUUGAUUAUGAUCAAAUUCAAACACCAUGUGACAAAGGAGAAGUCAGAAACUUCACAAAAGUAUUUUUGCCAAUUGCAUACUCAAUUAUAUGCGUCUUAGGCUUAGUGGGUAACAUCUUUGUAGUAAUGACCUUUGCUUUAUAUAAAAAACCCAAGUCUAUGACAGAUAUAUACCUCUUCAACAUGGCAAUAGCAGACAUAUUGUUUGUUCUCACACUUCCAUUCUGGGCAGUAAAUUAUGCUGCUGAAAAAUGGAUCUUUGGUGACUUCAUAUGCAAAAUUACCAGAGGUAUUUAUGCAAUCAACUUCAAUUGCGGUAUGCUACUCUUGGCCUUUAUCAGUAUGGACCGAUACAUUGCUAUUGUACAGGCAACAAAGUCAUUUAAACUUCGGGCUAGAACGCUAGCAUACAGUAGUCUGAUCUGUUUGACUGUAUGGAUAUCGUCAAUUUUAAUUUCCUGUUCCACUUUCAUAUUCAGUCAAAGCUACAGCCACUCCGUCAAUGAAACAGAACAGAUUUGUGAACACAGAUCCAAUACUGAGACAAAAGGCACUUCUUUGAAAUUAUUGCUGCUGGGUAUGCAACUUCUAUUUGGAUUUUUUAUCCCUCUGCUGUUUAUGGUAUUUUGCUAUGCAUUCAUUGUCAAUAGCUUGGUGAAAGCUCAGAAUUCCAAAAGAAACAAAGCAAUAUGUCUGAUUGUAUUAAUUGUGAUUGUUUUCCUGGUUUGUCAGGUACCAUAUAACAUGGUUCUUCUUGUGACUGCCAUAAAUAUGGGUAAAUUGAAUAAACUGUGUGAUAGUGAAAAGCAAAUAGCCUUUGCGAAGUACAUUACAGAAGUCCUGGCCUUCUUCCAUUGUUGUUUGAACCCAGUGCUCUAUGCUUUUAUUGGGGUGAAAUUUAGAAGUUACUUUGUGAAUAUAAUGAAGGACCUUUGGUGCCUGAGAUACAAGAAAUACAAGACCAAGAGUUCAAGGAUAAGUUCUGAUACCUAUCACUCCAGGCAGACAAGUGAAAUUAUGAGUGACAAUGUGUCAUCCUUUACUAUGUAAUAUAACUUCAACAUUAUUAUGAAGGAGUUUUGAUUAUAUUCAUUCAACAAUCCAAAUCAAUCUCAUUAUUCAUGUCAUAGCUAGUGAUUUUGACUCUCCAACACCCUAAAUAGUAAUUUCUAUGAUAUACAGCUCCCUCCCUCAAAACAAUUAACAUAAACAGAAGAAUGACACGACUAUGGGAAAAAAAGGGAUCCAUCUAGCCCAGUAUCCUGCCUUCCGACAGUGGCCACUGCCAGGUGCC
Gopherus evgoodei (Goodes thornscrub tortoise) is the source of this 1570-nucleotide messenger RNA. RefSeq names its product C-C chemokine receptor type 6-like. Gene Ontology annotation, biological process: positive regulation of dendritic cell chemotaxis; thymocyte migration; chemotaxis. The record is from RefSeq and is a predicted model, not a curated record. The transcript is spliced from 4 exons. Lineage: Eukaryota; Metazoa; Chordata; Testudines; Testudinidae. Gene Ontology annotation, molecular function: chemokine receptor activity. The coding region runs from base 235 to 1326 and encodes 363 amino acids. Gene Ontology annotation, cellular component: membrane.